AGAUCCUAAUAUAACAUUAUCCUUUUAAACUACAAUCAAACUUUAUAAAACCAAUAAAAUUAUCCACAAAAACGACAGAUUUAAAAUUUGACCCAGAUCAUUGACUUUUCUAUCGGACAAAAACUUGUCUCAUCAUUUUGCUAUUAGCUAGCUAGAUGCGUUGCCGUUAAUCUUUGAGAUCGCUAGAAAGUAACUAAUCAAGCCAAGAGCCAAAAAUUAUUCAUCUAAUGCGCCGCGAAGAAAAACGACGCAAGUUCCAUGAAGCUUUGCUUAACACCCUCUAUCCACCAGCGCCACAACCCCAAGAGAAAGACGAGGAAAAACUUUCAAAUGCUUCGAAGAAAGAUUUUGAUGUGAAUCUGAUUCCAGAUGACUAUGGGUUGCAAGAAAGUAAAUCCUCAACGAGUGACGAUGAUGGUGAAAGCGAAUGUGGGCAACAGAAGCUAACUAGGGCUCAGAGGAAGAGGCUUCGAAGGAAGAAGCUUAAGGAAGAUGUUCCGCGCCGAAAACAAAUUAUUGGACCUUUAUUGCCUCCGUUAAGCGGAGAAGGUGGUAGUGUAUGCGGCGGUGGGGAUGCAGCCGAAGAAUGCACUCCAGGUGAUCGACAAAAUGAUUAUGAUACACAAGGUUCUUCAAGCAAGCAGAGAAAGCUAAAGCAGAGGAGGAUGGCAAAGAGAUUGGCAAGGGAAAGUUUGAAGCUUUCUGGUGUUGAAAAUUGUGUUCAAAAUCAAAACUUGGAGGCCUCCAAUAUAGAGAUAUGUGAAAAGGAUAAUCAACCUUGUAUUGAUAAUUAGUAGUUUACGUGUUACCAGAAAAAUGUAAAGUCGUUAGCUUAUUAUAUCAAGUUAGUUUUGACAUUCAAGUUUGAACAAGCUCUAGAUCAGGUGAACAGCUCCAAUCUUUUUUUUUUUCGCCGGAUUUUGAUUAGACCUGUGUGCAGUCGUCGUCGUUUUUUUAUUUUUAUUUUGUAAACGACACGUCGGCUAAAGUACAUUGUUAUUUCCCUUUUCAUCCAACUAAAACCCCAAAAUUAUCAGAA
Molecule: messenger RNA, 1039 nt
Organism: Jatropha curcas
Lineage: Eukaryota; Viridiplantae; Streptophyta; Magnoliopsida; Malpighiales; Euphorbiaceae
Source: RefSeq, a predicted model, not a curated record